UUACUUCGUAUUCUUUCCACUGACAUCAGGACGAGAUAAUUAGAUGCUGUGCUUGCUUUAGAAAAUCCAGUAUUUGAGUCAUCUAUAGGAACUUGAACCUUUAACUGAAAUUGAACUGCAAAAAAACAAACAAACCGUCAUCGUCACUAGCGUACUGGUAUUCCAUAUCUACUUCAUCUUUAUAGGCUACGGUAGUAUAAACACAUACAUUCUAAUUGUCGCCCAGUAGCCUAGGUUAUGUCCAAGUUACCGGGAAGCUCAGGGAUAUCACUGCUCAGUGACAAGUCGCUAGAAUUCUAUCGAGAUCCGGUGGCUUUUUAUGAGCGUCGCAUCCAAAAGCAUGGAAGCCGUAUAUUUGAAACCCGGCUGCUCAACAAGUCAACAUCUUUCGUGUGCUCGGUGCAGGGGAUGAAAGAGCUACUUUGCGAGAAAUCCUUGAUCUUCCAGAAAGACCCCACUGAUAUCAUGCAUCACUUGUAUGGGGACAACAUCGUCACAGCCAAUGGUGAGGAGGCCUGUCUGCUCCGACUCUCCCUCACACACCUGUUCACAGGGAAGUGCCUGCAGUCCUCCGCAGACUACGUCAACAGUGUUUGCGAGAACUGUCUGAAGGGACUUGAUAAAAGCGUUGGGCUGCUGUCCAUCUACCCCCUGUUUAAACAGCUGGGCACGGAGCUGGUCCUGGGGCUGUUCCUCAAUGUGCGUGCCCAGGACACACCCGACGUCUUCCGGGAGAUCUCUCAGCUAUGCACCCAGCACUGGCAUGGGCUCAUAUCGGCCCCCCUCAACGUUAAGGUUCCCCUCUGGUCCUCCGGCUUCUGCACGGCCAUGGAGGCUAAGAACAAGCUGAUGGACAUCAUCCACAACAAGCUGGACUGCGAGAAGCAAGGGUUUGUGGCUGACAUGAAGGCCCUGCCCCUCCCAGAUGAAAGCUGUGCUCCACAGCACCUCCUGCUGUUUAUUUCUGCUCUGAUCCCCAAAGCGCUGGCAUCCCUGCUCACCUCCUUCACACUGGCACUGAGCGGGCCAAGCAGGGAGGGCGUUCGGAAUCGCGCGAGGAUGGAGCCUGAGUACUUCAGCCACGUGCUGCUGGAGGUCCAGAGGCUAUGGCCUCCUUUCAUCGGUGGGCGGCGGAUAGCCAAUAAGGAUACCACCCUGGGCAAGUUCCACAUCUCCCAGGGCAGCACUGCCAUCUAUGUCUCCCACGCUGUGCACCGUGACCCGGAGGUCUUCCACCAGCCAGAGGAGUUCCUGCCGGAGAGGUGGAGUGGGAGGAAUGCCGGGCAGGAGGGCCUUCUCUGCUGCCAGGGAAAUGGUCAGAGGAACUGCAUCGGAUCCCAGCUCAACCAGCUGUUCCUGGAGGUGGCUUGUGGGUACCUGCUGAAGCACUAUGACUGGGACCUAAGCCCCGCCUCUCAGGACCUGCAGUAUAAGUGGCUGCCCAUAUCCCGGCCUGUCCUCCCCCCGACCGUCAGAUUCAGAGCGCAGGACCGCACUUCACCACACCCGCCAGAGGGGGGCAGCUGUGAGCCAGGGGGACAGUGACAGAGGAUGUCACAGGAAUGUCCACCUGGUUAAGCUUCACAGGGUUUCAUUUGGUUUAAUGAAGACACUUUGGGUAUGAAAUGAUUCAUACCAGUGUGAUGUUUUAUGUGAUGUUUGCUCACUAAUAGGAGUCUUGCUGUCCAUUUAAAGGAGUAUCUGUAUUUGUUUAAAGAUCGGUGAUCCAGAUAUGAGGAAAUGCUAUGCUGUACACCAAGGACUCCCAAGUCUACCUGCCCUCCCUUCUGCUUAGCAACCAGCCUCGCUUAGCAACAGCAACAGUCAUAGCCACACUGAAGUGCCUUUUGAAUUCAUAUGGUUAUAAAUAUUCCUCUCAUCACUCACUACCAGCGAUGAUUAAUCAGACAGAAAUCUCAAAAUGAAUCAUACAAGUGAAGCAAAGUGAAGUAUGUACUGCAAAUAAUGUGUGCAUUUCUCCUGAACUGUCCUGUUUUCACCAAUUGGUUAUUUCUAAUCAUUUAAAAAAUAACACUCAGUUCUUUUGACAUGCAAGUGAAGAUCUGGUUAAGAUGUCAUUUAUUGAUAUUUAUCCUUUUAUUUAAUGUUUGUUGGUUGGCUCCUUGCUUCUCAUCUCAGACAGCCUUGAUCAAGUUUUUAUGUAAAAAGUAGUCAAUAGCCUACAGUUAAAAUUAAACACAAAAAUGUAUCUGUAAAAUUAAAUAUUUUGGAAAAUUAAUAUUUGGAAAUCUCAAAUGUGUUCUUUUAUACUAACACACACAAAAAAAUAAACAUGUAUAAUAUAGUCUAGGGUGCCUAAGACUUCUGCCACGUACUGUAAAUCUGAUCUGAAUGGGCCUCUGUCUGAAGCAACUGCCUUGUUAAUGUCAUUUGUCUUAACGUAAUAUCUUCCACUUAUGUUUAAUAUGCUGAUCUUCUCUAUACCUGUAGCACAGUUCUGGCCAUAGGCAUUAUUAUAAUUCUAUUAUUUAAGGAAAUAGUUAUUUUCCUCUUUUGAUUUUAGAUGUAGCAUUUCGAUUCAUUAUAAUUGUACAUGAAAUGUACUGUAUUUUUGUAUGUGUCCAUGGAUACAUGUGUAUGUUAACCCAGGGUCAAAACUGACCCCAUCCUGAGUUGGAAAACCCCUGAUAUUUGUCUUUAUUUCAGCAUGAAAUAUGAUUACUUUUCGUGGGGUGACCCUUCCAAUCGAAAAAGUUAAACAUUUCACUUUUUAUAUUGUCAUAACAGUGAUGUACCAUCCAGGUACAAACAUUAUCUUAUGUCUUUUUUAACCAUACAGAAAUCAGAAGUGAUAAUUAAACUUAGUUAUUGCAGCAAAAAAACCAUGUCUCUCUGUACUGUGAAGUAGGAAGUUAUUCAGUGUAAAGUUGUCUCUACCUGAAAAAUAAGGUUUAAACUGUAAUGAAGAGGCUUUCUGACAGAGGGUUUGGUGACAGUGUCAUCUUUGACCGGGUGCAUGAAUAAUGUGAAGACAACCCAGGGUUAAUAAACCUUUGCGCUAUGUUUGUAUCUCUUCUUCUGGUGCUUCCUUUGCUAGAACAACAUACUUUGUUUUAUGAUAAAUUUUGUUUCUUUUUGCUUUAAAUGUACCUACUGACAAUUAACAGUAAAAUAAAAACACUGUUUUACUUUUCUCAUCAA
Messenger RNA from Conger conger (European conger), 3162 nucleotides. RefSeq names its product putative cytochrome P450 120. Gene Ontology annotation, molecular function: monooxygenase activity; heme binding; iron ion binding. Gene Ontology annotation, biological process: sterol metabolic process. The record is from RefSeq and is a predicted model, not a curated record. NCBI's taxonomy places the organism in Eukaryota, Metazoa, Chordata, Actinopteri, Anguilliformes, Congridae. The coding region runs from base 238 to 1545 and encodes 435 amino acids. The transcript has 11 exons.